ACCAUAUUUGAACAUGAGAUACUCAAACUCACAAUAUCUAAUUGAAGAAACUGCAACAGAAUGCACCUAUAAAUGGACUCUACCACCACCUUUAAAUCCCUAAACGCAAUCACCCCAUUUUAUUCAAAUUAGCUUCAAAAGCAAUCACUCUCUUCACCUUCUUCCUCCAAUCACUAUUGACAGCAAUGGGAGAGCAAGUGUGCCCGGGCGCGGACCGGUGCUCGGAAUGGGCGAGGAUUUACCUAAGCUAUUGUCUUUGCAGUGUGAAAGAUGAGAUUUCGUUAACUGUGGGGUUGUUAAGUGUUGUCAGCUGGGGUGUUGCUGAAAUUCCUCAGAUUGUCACCAACUAUAAAGAAAAAUCUUCUGAAGGUCUCUCCAUUGCUUUCUUGAUCACUUGGAUUAUUGGGGAUCUUUUCAACCUUUUUGGAUGCUUGCUGGAACCAGCUACUCUUCCUACCCAGUUCUACAUGGCCAUUCUGUAUACAUUUAUCACUACAGUUCUUGCUGCACAAACAAUAUAUUAUGGUCAUAUCUACCCACGGAUGAAACGCAACAGACGGCAUCAAGAGGGUCCAGUAAUUCACCAAACUGAAGAAGCAGCAAAACUUAGACUAGGAGUUCAAAAUGCCGGCUUGAAACAAGUGAACAAUGUAGAGAGAUGGAAAAAUGGAUCCAGGACUUCUAACAAUGGAAACAUUUCAAGUUCACCUAUAGCUUUUCCUGCAUUUACUCACAAAAGUUCCCCUGGAAAAGAGCUGUAUUAUGUGUCUGCAAGAUCUCUUACAAGCAGUCAUACUCCCACAGCAGGAUCCUAUAUGGCACACCCUGCAUCAUAUCCUAGUAGGGAUUCCAUUGAGGAGCCCUUGCUUGAUGAGGAUAAUUCGACUUGUUCUGCACCAAAUUUAAAUGAUGUAGAUAGCGCUACACGAUCUGCACCAAAUUUGAACCCCAAAACAAUGCUAUGUGUGGUUUUUGUAGUGGCAUUCCUUGGCACACUGAAUCUUUAUGAAUCAACAGAUAAUCUUAAUUUGCCAUUAGAAAGUCAAAAUCAAGGAUUUGUAUUGCGAGUAGGACGAAAGCUUUUGCAGGCCAGUGGAGAAAUGAUGCAUGCAAGUGAGAAUGAAGGCGGCACUGGGAUUGGAACUGUUCUUGGCUGGGCAAUGGCGGCUAUAUAUAUGGGUGGGCGUCUUCCUCAAAUUUUGCUAAAUAUCAGAAGAGGCAAUGUGGAGGGUCUUAAUCCAUGGAUGUUUGUCUUUGCUUUGGUUGGAAAUUCGACAUAUGUAGCAAGCAUAUUAUUGAGCAGCUUGGAAUGGUCAAAAAUCAGACCAAAUCUGCCCUGGUUGGUGGAUGCUGGAGGCUGUGUUCUGCUUGAUAUUUUAAUACUCAUUCAAUUCAUCUACUUCUGCUAUUGGCUUCCCCAAUUAAGGACAAAACAUCAUAACACAACUUGUUAACUAAGCAUGCCAGAUUAGCGUAUCUGCGUCUGAAUACCAUUUUGGAAAUCCAGCGUUUAGGUUGCUUGUUGAAGAUGCUUACUGCAGUCCAGCGCCCAUCGUUUUCCAUUGCAGCAGAAAGCAAAAUCCCAGUUUUCGCAUCUUUUCAACUUCCGGAUUCUGUUUCCUCAAACCUUUGAUUUUGUUUUUCUACUUCAUUUAAAGUUUUGGCUGAUUUGUUCUGUAAGUAAUAAGCACUAGUAGCAACAAGACAGGAAUUUAUCUGUUUUAAAGUUGCAAUAUUCUUCCAUA
This is a messenger RNA of Mercurialis annua (annual mercury), 1745 nucleotides long. RefSeq lists its product as uncharacterized. The record is from RefSeq and is a predicted model, not a curated record. Lineage: Eukaryota; Viridiplantae; Streptophyta; Magnoliopsida; Malpighiales; Euphorbiaceae. The transcript has 14 exons. The coding region runs from base 186 to 1454 and encodes 422 amino acids.